AUGGCGCGCGUCCAUCCUGAUGGGCAGCAACCGGCCAGGGAGGAGACGGGAUGUUUACCCUGCGGAAAUUGCUUGGUGAUCGUCCCACAGGAUCGCUUCUUUGCCCUGGAACGCUUCGGCAAAUUUCAGGAGAUUCUGGAGCCAGGAUUACGCUGGGCCGGACUGGACCUCUGUGGCGCUUGUGUCAACUUUCGGUCAGUGAGCAGCCGAGUAAUUCAGAGCUUUGUACGAAUCUCCACCAAGACGACGGACAACGUCUUCGUCUUCGUUCACGUGGCCGUGCAGCACACGAUCAGCGCCAAAUCGGCGGAAGCCGCUUUGUACAAAUUGAAUGACAUCAGCGAGCAGCUGGAUUCCUAUGUGUCAGAUGUGGUGAGGUCCUUUGUGCCCAGCCUCACGUUGGAUGAAUGCUUCGAAAAGAAGGACGAGAUCUCCGCGGCUGUAGAGGAGAAGCUGAAAGAUGUCAUGAUCCAAUAUGGGCUGGAGAUCACCAAGGCUUUGGUGGUGAAUGUCGAGCCCGAUGCCAGCGUGGUGAAAUCCAUGAACGAGAUCACCAAGCAACGUCGGCUGCGUGAUGCACAACAGAUGCAGUCCGAAGGGGAACAGGUCCGAACUGUCAAGGCUGCCGAGGCGGCGGCAGAUGCCAAGCAGUUGCAGGGCGAAGGGAUUGCAAGGCAACGGCGCGCCAUCAUCGACGGCAUCCGCGAGUCCAUUACCUUUGGAGUGGAGGAGACCCUUUCAGCAGAUGAGAUCUCACAUUUGCUGGUGGUCACCCAAUGGAUUGGAUUACAGGGUUUCAUCGGUGAGACCAAGAACAUCUUGUCACGCGGAAUCGGAUUGGAAUCCCACCUGACCGAUACAGCAAAGAAACAACACAAGUGUUCUUGUACCUGUAGACUGCCCAAAGCACCAGCUGUUCGGGCUUUGGGAUCCUUGAACGCCAUGUACUUUGGCCGCGUGUGUAAGCUGAAUUACAAUGGUGGCGGCUGCUUGGAGUAUGAAGACCAAUGUGGGAAACGUUGGCAAGUACCUUUUGGGAAGGCAGCUGGCUGUUCGGUUCAAAAGGUCGGACAGAAGGCUUCCUUCUCGCUGAGGGAUGUUGCAGACCAAAGGGAGGCCAUAGAUAUUUCGCCGGCAACCGAGAUGCUUGAUGCGAAUCCCUUGGUUAAAUCAGCUCAACAGGACUCCCUCGACGAUACGUGGAGUGAAAGUCUGUCGCAAAGUCAGUGUCGAAAGCUCCAGCGGAGCAUCGGAAAGUUCCAUAAUGCAGAUACGAAUGAAAGGCUGACAAUGUUGAUGGCAGCUGAAGAUAAACUGCAAGAGUUGUUGCAUUCGAGUGAUGCCGAUGGUGAUGCGAUCUCCAGAUUGGCCGUCAGUUGUGUUGGAUGGCUUCGCGCUCCGUUGUUUCACGGGUCGCAGGGUGCUAAGAAAGUGGAGGAAGGGAUCCAAGAUAGCUCCAAAGCUGCCGACUUGCAAUGGCGUGUGAGGAGGCUGUUGAUUCGAUGCCUACAGUCAUUGGACCUGACGGAUCCAGACACAUCCAAGGCUGUGGCUGCAGCGUUGCAUUUUAUCCGGCAACUGUUGCAGAAGACCCCCUGCACGGAUCAUGCUGUGACAACAUCCAAAGCUGCUAGGCAGUGGAGAGAACUUCAGGCUUUAGUUGCGUCAGCUCAAGACGCUUCACCGCUUGCACGCGGCAGCAAUGGAGGUGCGAUAGAAUCACAAAAUAAGUUGGAGGGCAGAGCUCACUCGGCUGGUGGCAUUUAUCGCCCAAGUCAGAAGGUUCUGGCUUUAUCCAACGUUUUCUGCAGUAACGAGUCACUUCUUGUACGAUGUGGGCAGUGCACUGAGUAUGCCUUCCGCAGUUCAUGGUACUGGCGCCAUCCAGGAAGUGGUAAGAUUCAUGUGCUAGUGCCCCAUUGGGGUCAUAGAGCGUGCAGUGUCCGAUUGGGCAAGAAAUGUCCCUGGCUUAUUGAGGGUGGCACACCACAAAAGAACGAUCGAAUCCAGGACUUAGAGAUGUGCUCACACAAUCGCACCAAGAAAUUCUGCAAGGACUGUAAUACUGGGCAAGUUUGUGUUCACAGUCGUUUGCGUUACAGCUGCAGAUUCUGCAAAGCUGUCGAGAGCACCAAAACAUGCACGCUAAAAGAAAAGCUGCUGCCUGGGGGUGAUUGUUGUGAGGCGUUGUCAGUGCCUUCCCCCCCAAAAAAAAGAACAUUGUUGAAUCAAUAG
This is a messenger RNA of Cladocopium goreaui, 2235 nucleotides long. The record is from the annotation of a GenBank genome assembly. Lineage: Eukaryota; Dinophyceae; Suessiales; Symbiodiniaceae.